Messenger RNA from Pangasianodon hypophthalmus (striped catfish), 1363 nucleotides. RefSeq names its product GLI pathogenesis-related 2 (gene glipr2). The transcript has 5 exons. The record is from RefSeq and is a predicted model, not a curated record. Lineage: Eukaryota; Metazoa; Chordata; Actinopteri; Siluriformes; Pangasiidae. Bases 129 to 578 code for a protein of 149 amino acids. Gene Ontology annotation, cellular component: extracellular region.
AACCAGAGAGGGAGGUGCGCUUGUUCUGAGAUAAAUAGUAGAAGAGAAAACAGAGGAAGAGAAAAGAGACCAAGCAAGACUGGACCAUUCACUGACAACAGAAUUUAAAAACACAGUAUAAUCCUAGUAUGGCAGAUGCCAGCUUUGCAGGAGAGUUCCUGAAGGCUCACAAUAAAUACCGUAAGCAGCAUGGAGCACCACCUCUUACACUGGAUCCCAAUCUAAAUUGUUCUGCUCAGGCAUGGGCUGAGAACCUGCUGUCGAUCAGAGCCCUAAAACAUAGCGAUACCAACCUUGGAGAGAACCUGUACUAUACAUACAGCUCAUCACCCAAAAAAGUUACAGGGCAUAUAGCGGUGGACAGCUGGUACAAUGAAAUUAAGAACUAUGACUUCAAUAGACCAGGAUUCAGCUCUGAAACAGGCCACUUCACACAGGUGGUAUGGAAGGACUCUAAGGAGCUGGGUGUCGGGGUGGCCACAGAUGGGACUACAACCUUUGUGGUGGGCCACUACUCACCAGCAGGCAAUAUCAGCAACGCUGGCUACUUUGAGAAAAAUGUCCUACCACUGGAAUGAAGAUAAUCCAGCAGUGGUGAAGAAGAAUUUUAGUUAAAUUUAGUUUGAUCACUAUCUCUGAAAAAGGUGAACCACAUAUAACCUAUGUGCAAUAAUUAUUAGAUAAAUAAUUAAGACAAAAUAAACAGUCAUGGGCAACUUGUUUUUUCUUAGCAUGAUUUUCUCAGAAAAUAUUAAUUUUCUUAAUUCUUCAUGUAAUCUUAAAAAGAUAUUUAGCAAACAACAUCUACAUGUUACACUGCUAGAUUUGUAUUAAUCAAAUUGUUAUGAAUAAUGAAAGUCUCUGGUGGGAAAAGUGUGCAAACCUGAAGACGAGACAUUCACAUAACAGAACUCUUUUCACCUGCAGUAUGAACGAAGAAAAUGAGACAUCAGCGAACCUCUGUUUAAAGGUUUAUAAGAUGGAACAGGAUCACAAAAGAAAUGUCUUUGUCUUCUAUAAGUCUACAAUCUUGCAGCUUUAUUAUUUUCCCUGAAGUGUGCAUCCAAUAGACAUUCUAUAUAGAAUAACAAAUGACCAUUAUGGGGAACAAUGAUGGUCAUGAUAUGACAACAGAACCUCAGAGUAUCAGCCAAAAAUCUGCAGGUUCUUUCACUUCUGAGCUCAUAAGUGCAUCAUAAGAAUAAACAUGGAAAAAACUACUGGUGUAUGUGGAAGGUAGAAAGGUUGUAGAAGGAAGAAAAAAUGCAGAUCUCAAAAAAGAUGAUAAUUAUUAACUCUCAAUGAGUUAUUAAUCCUGGUAAACAUACACAAUACUAUUUUUCUUGAAAAUAAAACAUUGCAU